Messenger RNA from Phragmites australis (common reed), 759 nucleotides. RefSeq names its product large ribosomal subunit protein uL23-like. Gene Ontology annotation, cellular component: ribosome; cytosolic large ribosomal subunit. The transcript is spliced from 4 exons. The record is from RefSeq and is a predicted model, not a curated record. Gene Ontology annotation, biological process: translation; ribosomal large subunit assembly. Gene Ontology annotation, molecular function: structural constituent of ribosome; rRNA binding. Lineage: Eukaryota; Viridiplantae; Streptophyta; Magnoliopsida; Poales; Poaceae. Bases 142 to 597 code for a protein of 151 amino acids.
CUCACCUCCACUCACAAGCGGACCUACCGUGCGCUCUAUAAAAGAAAAACCGCAGCCGUUAGGGUUCCUCUCGUCCGCCGGCUUCGCCCCGCAUCUUCCCGCAGGUAAGCACUAAGCAGGUUACCCUGUUGAGAAGCCCCAAUGGCACCUAAAGCGCCUCUGAAGAAGGCUGAUAGCAAGACUCAAGCCUUGAAGGUUGCCAAGGCGGUUAAGUCUGGGUCAACCAAGAGGAAGGCCAAGAAGAUCCGCACAUCCGUGACAUUUCACCGGCCAAAGACUCUCAAGAAGCCGAGAGACCCAAAAUACCCAAGAGUCAGUGCACCAGGGAGGAACAAGCUUGACCAGUACCAAAUCCUCAAGUACCCCCUUACGACUGAAUCUGCGAUGAAGAAGAUUGAAGAUAACAACACCCUUGUCUUCAUCGUCGACCUCAAGGCAGACAAGAAGAUGAUCAAGGCAGCUGUUAAGAAGAUGUAUGACAUCCAGGCGAAGAAAGUCAACACUCUGAUCAGGCCUGAUGGGAAGAAGAAGGCUUACGUGAAGCUUACACCAGACUAUGAUGCUCUUGAUGUGGCCAACAAGAUCGGCAUCAUCUAAAUGUUUGGGGGUUUGGUGUGUCAGUGAGUUGCAAUUUCGAGUUUUGGUGGGCUAGGUCUUAAUGUUUGGACAGAAUCUCAUAGCUAAGCCUAAGUACCCUUUUUCUGCUUGUGAACUAGUACUGACGAUGGAAAUUUGCAAUAUUCGAGUUCUGCAUUUGAA